ACGGGCAGUUUGACGGUCUUGCGGAGCGAGGCGGACUUGUAGCAUUGAGGAACAAUAGCGACGAUGGAGGUCUGCGCUUCCGUCCACCCCGAAUUUCCGUCUUAACUAUCCCAGUUCUUUUUCCUUCAGUUGCUAGCCAGUCAGCGCAGAGGCACUCUUGGACGCCGAGCACAAGCAGUCGACGCUGCCAGCCAGCGCCCAGGAGAAGACCAGAGCGCUCAUGAAGAAGGAGGUUGACGGCUGCUUGAAGUACGUUUUGGAGUUGCAAGAGCAGAAGGACAUGUACGAGCAGAGCGUUCAGGACAUCUACUCCAGGUGCAGCACCAUCAAGUCGUCGAAGACGACAGAGAAGGGCCUCGAGGAUCUGAGGCAGCACAUGGAGGCCAACACCAAGGACAAGAUCCACAACAGCUCCCCCUUCUGGAGGACGAAGUUCAACGUCAAGUCCCAGGGCGGCACGGCCAUGAAACGAUAGCCUUGGCUGUGAGGCCGCCGAAUUUGGAGGUCUAUUUUUGUUAGCGUA
Messenger RNA from Prorocentrum cordatum, 523 nucleotides. The record is from the annotation of a GenBank genome assembly. Lineage: Eukaryota; Dinophyceae; Prorocentrales; Prorocentraceae.